This is a messenger RNA of Diutina rugosa, 369 nucleotides long. Its product is annotated as mitochondrial 37S ribosomal protein uS13m. The transcript has a single exon. Gene Ontology annotation, biological process: translation. The record is from RefSeq and is a predicted model, not a curated record. The coding region runs from base 1 to 369 and encodes 122 amino acids. Lineage: Eukaryota; Fungi; Ascomycota; Pichiomycetes; Serinales; Debaryomycetaceae. Gene Ontology annotation, cellular component: mitochondrion; ribosome; small ribosomal subunit. Gene Ontology annotation, molecular function: structural constituent of ribosome; RNA binding.
AUGGCGGUGCACAUCUUCGGUCACAACAUCCGGCACAACACCAAGGUGUGGCUUGGGCUUAAGAAUGCCAUCUUUGGUAUUGGCGAAAAGACCGCACGGCAAAUCUGUGCCCGGGUCAGCAUCUACCCCCAGAUGCGGAUGAAGGACUUAACGGAACCUCAGAUCAUGGAACUCAACAAGGAGAUUUCGGGGUUGACUGUCGACGGGGCGCUUAAGGCUCAAAUCAACGAAAACAUCAAGUUCAAGAAGGACAUUGGCUCGUACGUGGGGCAACGUCACGUCCGCGGGUUGCCUGUGAGAGGUCAAAAGACGAGAAACAACGCCAAGACCGCUGGCAAGUUGAACAAGUUGGAGAGAUACAGAGUUUAG